Gossypium arboreum is the source of this 1088-nucleotide messenger RNA. RefSeq lists its product as uncharacterized. Gene Ontology annotation, cellular component: chloroplast. Gene Ontology annotation, molecular function: translation release factor activity. The record is from RefSeq and is a predicted model, not a curated record. Gene Ontology annotation, biological process: translational termination. The coding region runs from base 143 to 823 and encodes 226 amino acids. Lineage: Eukaryota; Viridiplantae; Streptophyta; Magnoliopsida; Malvales; Malvaceae. The transcript has 6 exons.
UUUUUUAUUUCUUAUUCGGAUUUCAAAUUAGAUAAAGGUGUAGGGCAUAUUUUAAUAAACUCCAAAUAUCCUUUCUGCCUUCUAGAAGUUUCAAAUGCCACAACGAAUACCACUGAAAAAGCUUUGUUUGGGGUGAAAGGAAAUGGCAACGGCGGCAAUGGGUGGUGGAUUUAUGAACCAAAUUAUGAGAAGUAACACCGUUUCCUUGGUGGGUAAGGCUGCGGCACCGCCAUGGCCAUGGCCAUUAAAAGGAUUUCAACUCUACUGCUGCAGUAACACCAAUAACAACAACAGUAAUACUUACUUAACAUUAAAAGACGAAGAGCUUAUGCGACAGUGCGAAUUGAAUACCUUCAAAGCCUCAGGGCCCGGCGGUCAGCACCGUAAUAAGCGAGAGUCUGCCGUUCGUCUCAAGCACCUUCCGACCGGUAUCAUUGCUCAGGCCGUUGAAGACCGUUCCCAACACAUGAAUCGUGCUUCUGCCUUAGCUCGUCUUCGUACUCUCAUUGCUCUCAAAGUUAGAAAUCCGGUCUCUCUUGAAUCGUAUUCACCGCCUCCCGAGCUUCUUCAAAUUCUUCCCCGAAACUCAACGCAUAGGAGAUCUGAUUCUGGUCCCCAAAUUGGGCCUAACAAUCCCAAGUUUAUAUUGGGUAUGCAGGCUCUGCUUGAUCUAAUCUUUGCAGUUGAUGGGUCUAUAUCUGAUGCUGCAAAGCUUCUGGGGAUGAGUACAGGGGCACUUUCGCGGUUAAUACUAUCGGAUGAUUCUCUUUGGAAGGCAGUAAAUAAGUUGAGGGCGUCCAAGGGUAUGAAGCCAUUGAAGUAGCACUAUCAUAUGUGGAUGCUAAUUAUUCCUCUGCAUAUCAGAAGCAGCAGCUUUGGUGGGAAAAAUGCUACAAGCUCACGGCUCUUGUUGAAACCUCAGAUUCAGCUUCUGGCGACUGUCCUUCUACCGAUGAAAGGUUUUCCUAAAAUACAAGCACAAGCACAAUCAUGUUUACCAAAUUUUGUAAUGAAUGUAUAAACUGAUCCAUAAGAGAAUUGAUGAGCAAGUAAAUACAGCAAAUUGUGUCAGGACUUCCAAUAUGAAA